GCCCAGCCGGAGCUUGAGCCUUGACUACCUGAGCCUCUCCUGCUACAGCCAGUGCAAGUUGCUGAGCUCUUUGAAGUUGUCUGGCCGGCUUCAGAGUCAGAGGUUGGAACUUGGAAGGAGGAGGCGCACAUUUUUGAAGGCAGUCUCAGGAGCAGACCUGUGCCAAAAGCUCUGGUUUGAUUGUUCACAAAUCCAUUCUUGUAUCAACAUUACGUCUACACAAGGUUGUGUACGAGUGAGUAGAAUUUUGCAGGAGGCCCUAGAGUACCCUGCUCUCUGUUGGUGGUUGUCAUAAUGAAGCUCUUCAUCGAGGUGGAGAUAAGCCCGGAGGAGCUGCCGGCGGCUGCUGAACUUUUCAAAACCCUCCGGACCCUGACCGAGCAUGUAAAGAUUCGCACCCCUGGCGCUGCCCCCAGCCACGCUGUUGCUGCGCAGCCGCCGCCUGUCCCGCCGCCUCUCCAGGUCCCCCCACAGCAGACUGCGCCCCAGGCGCCGCCGCUGCAGGCCCCCCCUCCUCAAAACAACCUGGCCCAGGUGUGGCCGCUGCUGAUCAAGAAGCUGUCCGACGCCAACCAGCUGAACCAGGUCGCUUCCGACAUCACCAGGCUCCUACAGGCGGGAACAGACACCGACAAGAGUUUCAAGGAUUUCCAGCAAGCAUUUGUGAAUGUCGUCUUCGACAAGGAGCUCGUCAUGCGCCAGCAGAGUGUGGUUCCCUACAUGUACCUAGUGCCCAGACUUCCUGAGCCCUUCAAAGGCAAGUUGAGAGAUGAUCUGAUUCCUCGAGUUUUGAAGCACUUGACGGUCAAGCGGCCAGUCGAUGCCAGCCGGGCGGACUUCUUUGCUCAGGCGGAAGCGUUCGCUGCCCUGGUCAACAUGGAGUUUGUCUCGAUCACGGGUGCGGUGACCACGAUCAUCACUCUGUUGAAGAAGCCGGAGAACCGGUGUGCGGCCAUCACCAUGCUCGGGAAGACGGUCGAACUCUGCCUGCAACAGUUGACGGAGAAGUGCGAGCCGGAGAGCCUGAACAAGUUGCGGGCAGCCCUGCUGGAGGUCACGGAAGAUGCGUUCCAUUACGACGUGGAGUACAUCGAGGAGAGCAUGGGCUGGACGCGGCAAGCCAACGGGAUGCCAUCCGGGAUGCCGGGGGAGAACGGGGCCUUUGCAGAUGUGGUGCGUGACCAGCUGGUGAGCGCCAGCCGCGACGGGACGCUGCUCGUCUGGUCGCCGGAGGGACAGGUGGUGGACACGCUGGCGGUGGGCGGCCACUACGCGUGCGGCAUGGACAUCAACCACGCCACCCGGACGCUCGUCAUGUGCGGAGUCACCAAAGACGGGUCGGUGCCGGUUCCCCCCCUGGUGACCUUGUACGAGGCGAACGCGCGCAGCUGGCAGGAGACCGGCUCCACGCUGCGUUCCAACUCCAAGCUCGUCUCCUGCAUUAAGGCCCUGGGCGAUCAGAGCGAGCACGCAUUCGUGACGGGGGAGACGCUGCACAGCCCGGGGGUGGGCGGCAGCACGGAGGUGGUGUGCCUGUACGACGUGGCCCACCAGCGCACCAAGGGCGCCCCCUUCGCCGCCAUCCAGCCCGUCCGCCAAUACGCCGAGCACACGAACCUGGUGACGUGCCUCUCGCUGUUCCCGCCCAACCCGAACGUGUUCUUCUCCGGCUCCCGCGACUGCACCGUCAAGGUCUGGGACAGGCGCAGUGACCGCUCCGUAGGCUGCUUUGGCGAGGCGCGGCCGGGCGGCGGCGUGCAGGCGCACAGCGCGAUGGUGACGUGCGUGGACGCGCUGGAGCCGUCGGCCAUUGUGUCGUCGGGCAUGGAGGGCACCGUGCACCGCUGGGACUUCCGCAAGCUCGCCACGCAGGCCGGCGCGGGCAGCCCCCCUGUGUCGACGCUGCACGUGGACGGGAGCGCCAUCAUGAAGGUGGCCCUCCGAGAUGCGCACACCGCCGCCGUCAGCACGCUGCGCGGCCUCUACACCGCCGACAUCGCAGCACCCGCACCGCAAGCUCAUGCGGCUACACCAUUUGCCGACAAGCGGCGGGUGGGUCGCUAUCACGACCUGCGCUGGGGCAAGGAUCGGAAGCAGCUCUUUGCUGGGGGGGAGGACUGCCGCGUCGACGUGUAUGCAGUCAAGUGAGGCACUCUCGCGCUAUGUGGGCAGGGCUCGAUCGGGGCUACGACAUAUGCAUCCUCGAGAUCAUUCGUUUCUAGGUCGCAUGGGCAUCAAAGAAGAGGCCGAUCGAAGCGUCAGCUCGAAUCUACACAAAUGACGUGACAUAAUCAAUUAGGUUUUCAGUCAGGUUCAUUUUUGACUUCAAGAGUUUGAUUGUGGGUAUUGCUUCAAGAUACAUUUUAAGCAAAUGGGUUUGUCGGUGCUUUAGCGUUAGGUACAAGGAGACUCCUGGUAUGUAGGCACCUUCAUAUACAAGUGAUCAUCGGGUUAUCUUUGUUGAGUGCGCUCCUAACUCUGAUUGGCAUAUGGUGACAGAGGUGGAUUUGAAGCAGUA
This is a messenger RNA of Klebsormidium nitens, 2518 nucleotides long. NCBI's taxonomy places the organism in Eukaryota, Viridiplantae, Streptophyta, Klebsormidiophyceae, Klebsormidiales, Klebsormidiaceae. The record is from the annotation of a GenBank genome assembly.